GUUAAUCAAAUCCACAUUCGCAGCACCACCUGCCUCCACCGAUGACCCUAGCCGGAGCCUCCCGCCGCCGGCGAGCACCGCGACCCCGUCUCCCUCUCCUCGUCCUCCUCCUCCUACUCGUCGCCCCUCCACCCCCACGCGCUUCCGCGUUCCGCGUCCCGCUCCGCCAGGCCGCCACCCUUGUCUCCCUCUCCCACUCGCUCCUCUCCCGCGUCGCCGCCACCCGCGCCGCCCGUGGAGACGCCGCCGCGGCCGCACGCGCCCGGCGGAUCGCGUCCCUCCUAUCUUCCCGUGGCGCCUGGGGGCUCGGUUGGGACUACCUCCGGCACUACGCCUUCUCGUCGGCCACCGGGUGCGGCCUCUCCUGCGCGGCCGCCGCGUCCCGCCUCCUCGCCGCUGCCGCGGAGGCCUCGCGCCUCCGUUCCGCCACUGACGCCGCCCAGUGGAUGCGCCGCCACUACGUGGACGUCCGCGACGCCGCCGGGCUGCUCCUCAGCGGCCUCCUCGACGCCUUCUCCGAACAGGGGCCGUUGAGAGAGGUGGUGAUGGAUGUGAAGUGGGAGGUGGAGGAAGGGGAGUUGCUCAAGGAUUGCCUGGAGGUGGGAGCAAAGGACUUGCAAGGUUUGCUUGUCAUUGCCAAAGAUCUUUUCGCUGGUGCUUCAAGGGCUUCUUCACGACAUAGCGAACUCUGAGCGUUCAGUCACACACUACUGUCAAUUAUGGUGAGCACCUUGGUGGCCUCGACGGCGAUGCCGCGCUCGAAGAAGAUGGGGGCAGCGUGGGCGAACACCCGCCGGAACCCCCUCAGCGCCGCCACGCGGAAGCCCUCCAGGUCCGGGAACGUGCUCCUCGCGCUCCGCUCUGCCACCAAUCAGCGUCAGGCCUACCAGGCUCAGGGAUCAAGGAAACCCACCACCCUCGGCUGCGGGCGGCGCUCCGCUCACCGGAGAGGAGGGAGCCGAAGCCGACGACGGAAAUUCGGCCGCCGGGGGCGGCGAAGUCCGCGGGGCAGGUGAGCUCGAGGAAGGAGCCGCCGCCGGCGUCACCGGAUGCGACCGUCGCGGUGG
Messenger RNA from Panicum hallii, 1067 nucleotides. RefSeq lists its product as uncharacterized. The record is from RefSeq and is a predicted model, not a curated record. Lineage: Eukaryota; Viridiplantae; Streptophyta; Magnoliopsida; Poales; Poaceae. Bases 42 to 692 code for a protein of 216 amino acids. The transcript is spliced from 3 exons.